UUUAAUCCACGGUGGAAUAAAGCAUGAACUGUAUCCUUUAAUUGAAAAAUAGAAUUCCUAAAUCAUGUAAAAUAUGGCAGGUAUUAGUUAGAUAAUUGUUAUGAGCACAAUCGGAAUGUCAUUUAGCGGGAUAUAACUUUAAUUUAUGAGCCACAGUUACCUGUCUCUCACAGUUGUGAUCAGGGAUAAAACGAAUAUUACAUAUCUUUAGAAAAGGCAUGUAAGUUAUAAGCGAACUGUGUAUGGAGUAAAACACACAUGUUUAAAGAAAAAAAGCGAAUAAAUUUACCAGCAUAACGGAAGCAACAUCCUGAAUAUAUGAAAUAUCACUACAGAAUACUGUCAAGAUCGCUAGUUCAUGUUUCCAAGAUACAGAUAUUGAUUAUAUCUGUUUUUAAAUGCUUGUCAUGUUAUAGGAGGAACAAAAAAUCGUAAUUUCUUGUUUCUUCCGGGAGCAGUCCCAGCUGCACUCAUGAACCUUCGCAACAACGCUGAAUAAAGGACUAAACAGCCGUGUUUGACACGAUAAUAGUGAUUAAUCAUCAGCCCACAUCCUGCUGAAUUGUUUUAUCGGUUUGAAUUGUAAGUUGUAUGUUUCCGAACUGACUUUGACUAUGAAAUACUUUAAAUCACGUGUUUACAGACAUGACAACAAGUCCAUGCAUUUCCUUUGAAAUCCGCAAAUGAUCUUCAACACACAAACCCUGCCUCUGGUGUGCUGCACGUGUCCCUGUGUUUCUAACUGUGCCUUGUAUUCAAUUUGCGGGAUUAUAGCGAUAUCAAAGUGUUAAGUGCUGAGACGUAACAGUUUGAGAGACGUUUGCGCCUUAUUUGCAUUGUUUGGAUUAGCCCAGAUGCCUCUAUAUUGUAGUCGUUUCAUGGUUGCACCCUGCACACGGACCUUGGGAGUUGUUCCUGACCACAGCUCCAGAGUGUUCAGGCGAUGCUGGAGAAAGCUGUGGCAUCCAGUUAGGCUCUAUACUGGCUCAGUGACUUCAAGCCCUGAUUCUGAGUUCAGAAAUUCAGAGAUGUUGACCCAAAGUGGGAAACCCUUUCACACGCCGGUCAUGGUGAAGGAAGUGUUAAAGUUUCUGGACAUCAAACCAGGGCAGGUGGUCCUGGACUUGACCUUUGGGGCCGGAGGUCACUCGAAAGCCAUCCUGCAGUCGGUUCCCAGUGUAACGGUGGUGGCAGCAGAUCGUGACCCCACAGCUUUCCAAAUGGCUCAGCGUUUAGCUGAAGAAUACACGCUUUGGACCUUGACUGUCUGUGGGACUGUCUGCAUUUUUCUCCUGCACAUUUUCAUCUCUGCUCCCCUGCUGAAUGCAGUCGAUCAACAUCUUAUCUUGGACCUCAGUGACGUGGAUAGAGGAGUCAGGCAGCUCGGUGCUGGGGAAUAUUUCAGGCUUGAUUUGUUUGGGGGCCAGGUGAAGCCAGUACUAGGGAGGUUCAGUGAGCUGAAUAACCUGCUCCCAGCACUGGGUUUGGGACCAGGAGGUGUGGAUGCUGCCCUUCUUGAUGCUGGAUGCUCCUCCAUGCAGAUGGAUUCAGCAGAAAGAGGCUUCUCCCUCAGCAAGGAUGGGCCGCUGGACAUGAGGAUGGAUGGAGACAGGUACCCCGACAUGCCCUGCGCGGCUGACGUGGUCAACGCCUUGGAUCAACAGGCGCUUGCGUCCGUGCUGGCUGCGUACGGGGAGGAGCGGCACACCAGGAAAAUUGCGGCGGCCAUCGCACAGGCACGCAGCAUCUACCCCAUCGGCCGGACCCUGCAACUGGCCAGCAUCGUAGCAGGAGCGUUUCCAGUGAGCGCGCUGUACGCCCGGCGUGACCGCCUGCAGCGGCCUUCACACGUUGCCACCAAAACCUUCCAGGCCUUACGGAUAUUCGUGAAUGACGAGCUCAAUGAGUUGCACGCCGGCCUGCGUGUGGCGCAGACCCUGCUCCGUCCCAAGGGGCGACUCUGUGUUCUCACUUUCCACUCCUUGGAGGACCGGCUGACCAAGCGUUUCCUCCGUGGAGAGGACCUGUCCGCCCCACCGCGCCGCAGCCUUCGCCAGCGAGCCAAAGCCCGGCUUGAGUUAGAGGGAGAGGAGCAUGAGGAGGAAGAAGAGAACGAAGAAGAGGAGAAAGGACGAGAGAGCAAAUAUUGGGUCAGUCUGAAGAAGGUGAUAAAGCCAAGUGAGGAAGAGGUGCAGGAGAACCCAAGAGCUCGAUCAGCUAAACUCAGAACAACAGUAAAACGAUAGUGAACCGAUGCUUUUUACCAGAUCACUAAGGAAAGAAAGCACAAAGCUGUCACUGGGGAUGUAGUCUUAGGUACAAAAGCUAAAAUGUAGAUCUUUGCACAUUAUUUACCCCUAAAUUGUUAAUAUUAGUAUUUUAAAGGUAUUAUAAUAGUAUACAUAUUAUUUCCUUAAGUGUACCUAUUAAUAUCUUUUGAAAGGGUACCGGCCUAGUGGCAGUUUUUGCUUUUUUUACUGGGUGUGUACAUGUGUAGUUUUAUUCACAUCAGUGUGUUUCAGGCGAAAUAAAGGAUAUAACUCCAGAAUCAGUUUUUUUUUGUGUUUUUUUUUUUGUAAACAAUGUCAGUGGUGAGGGAACGAAUUCUGGAAGAAUUUCGUGUGCACUUUGCAUAACACUUUAAAUAUCUGCCUGAGGGAUUUUCUAAAUAAAUGUUCUGUUUUAUCUAUAUUUUGUUUUGUUCGGCUUUUUUUUUUUUUUAGUGUAGUUUUCAUUUUCACUUCAUCAGAUUUUUUUUUUUAGUUCUGAUGCAUUUUAAUUUAAAUCUUUAGUUUUAUUUUAGUUUUACUAGUUGAGGGCUGCCAAAAUGAAAGAGGUGCUAUUAUGCUCGUUCACUUUUUCAACUUUAUUUAGUCUGUAAAUGUUGCUGUUUGAUCAUAAAAAAUAUCUGCAGUUACAAAGCUCGAAGUCCACUUCAAAAGGAGUUUUAUUUAACAGAAAUCACUUUUCAAAAACUACAACGAACGACUCGUUUGGACUACAACACAUCUGUUCCGGGAUUUGUGAUAUCGCAAAGAUCGAUGAAUGGGAUGAAACCUGGUUGUGCUGCACUAGAGAAGACAAUGAGUGUUAAUAAUAUGUCAGAGUGUUCCCAAGACAGACGAGCUUAGAGUGGUUACAAUCAUCCGGGUUUAAAUCACACUUAAAUGACAAUCACAGCACAUCUUUCACAUUGGCUACCAUCAGCAGUUUGUUUAACAACAUUAUUCAUCAUGCAGGUUUGGAAAAAGUUGAUGGUGAAUGAUGACAGAACUUUUUUAUUUUUGGGUGAACUGUCCCUUUAACGUACUGUAGUAUCUGGUAUUAUUUAAAAAUGUUUAAACAGUCUAGUGUUAUUGCUAGUGACAUUUUCAUGUUUACUGCAGGUGGUUUGUACCAGUUUCAAGUUUCCUAUGUCUAAAAACAAAAUAUCAUUACUGGAUCUUCCAGUAAAAACUACAGGCCCCUCUGCUGAUGUAUGCCAGACUUAAAACCCGCCCCAUUUUACAAUCGAUUGCAAGCUGAUUGCAUUCAAUCAAUGACUUUUGAUGAUUAUAACCAAGUUCCUGCCCUACAUUUUUCUUUUUGAACUCUGCUUCACUUCAGUACAAAAGAAGGAUACUUCUGUUACAUCAUGGCUUUAAUUUGUGCUUAUUUUUAUUUGAAUAAACUUAAGUUUUGGAGUCAAA
Carassius gibelio (silver crucian carp) is the source of this 3689-nucleotide messenger RNA. It is a transcript of the gene mettl15, whose product is annotated as methyltransferase like 15. Gene Ontology annotation, biological process: rRNA base methylation. The record is from RefSeq and is a predicted model, not a curated record. The transcript is spliced from 7 exons. Bases 855 to 2246 code for a protein of 463 amino acids. Lineage: Eukaryota; Metazoa; Chordata; Actinopteri; Cypriniformes; Cyprinidae. Gene Ontology annotation, molecular function: rRNA (cytosine-N4-)-methyltransferase activity.